AUGAGGGCAUCAAAAUGUUGCCAGCAUAAGUUUACAUUAAUCGAACAACUAUCCAAUGAACUUUUUCUCGAAAUAUUUGAUUAUCUCAACGGUGUAGACAUUGUCUAUGCAUUUUCACAAUUAAACAAUCGUUUUCAACAUUUACUUAUCAAAUAUGUUAAUACAUUUGAUUUCAAGUCUAUAAAUAAAGUUAAAUUUGAUUAUGUUACUCAACAUCAUGAUAUUUGUCAAUGGCGAUCAUUACGUCUUUCUGAAGAUAAUCAAACACCAGGACAAAUAAAACUCUUUUGUCAAUUGUUCCCACCUGCUCAAUAUAUUUCUCAAUUACAAUCACUUUCUAUUUUAAAUAUGAAACCUAAAUGUGCAAAGGAAAUUCUAUCACAACUUGUAUCAUUUGAUUAUCUUAUUUCAUUAACAGUUACAACAAUAUGUGGAGAAAAUAUUCAACCAAUGACAUUACCAUCAUUAAAACGACUUGUAUUUACUGGAUGUAAACAUAACAAUUGGAUAAAAAACUUUCAUUCUUUGAGAACACUUGAAUAUACUAUAAAUUAUACUUGUCAUCAUGAUUGUGUUUUAACAUUACCAAAAAGAUUAAAACACUUGAAAUUACUUUAUAAUGAAGCAAAAGAUGGAAAUGCUCUACAAACUUCACUUAGUAAAAUGUCAAAAUUAACUAAACUUGCUUUGUAUGAUAAUGGAAAUUAUAGUAUAUUGCCAGAUGGUAAAACGUGGGAAGAAUUUAUAAAAUCAUCAUUACCAUUACUCAAAACUUUCCAAUUUUGUUCUUAUUUUCUUAAUCGUAAUGCAUUGAAUGACAUCAAUCAUACCAUGGCUUCGUUUUCUACUCCAUUCUAUUUAGUGGAAAAACGUUGGUUCACCCAAUGUGAUUCAAAUAAUGGAACUUCUGCACUGGGUGCUUUUUACACUUUGCCUUUUGCAUUUCGUGGAAUGCGAGUUGAUAUGAAUUCAUGUAACAUGAGUACAUCGACUUUACCUGCGACUAAUAUUGAUCAAAAACAGUAUGAGUCAUCUACAAGAGUUAAAACACAACAAUUCGAUGAAAAAUGUGAAAUAUCCUGUCGGAAUUUUCCAACAUCCAACAUCGUUCGAUUGGUUCUCAAUAAUGAUUUUCCUACAAAUUGGUAUUUUCUGUUAAAGAAUUUACGUCAUCUGGAAUUUCGAAGGAAUUUAUCUAUGUCGGCAACUGAUUUUGCAAAUGUUCUUACAAAUGCACCUCAACUUGAAUCGUUAACAAUACUGAUUUCAAAUUUAAUAAAGCUAACAGAUUCAUUUACCAAUAAGACUGUUUGUAAUCAAUUAUCUAAAAGAAUUAAAUCAUUAACUAUAUCUGAUUCCUUAUCAAAUCAUGGUUAUGAUCAAAAUAUGGACGACUCACAUAUUCUUACGAGUGUUGUUCAUAUAUUUGGUAACAAAUGCGAACACUUAUCAUUAAAUUUAACAACAUCCCCUAAAGAGGUUUUACAUAUUUUACGAAAUAUGCAACAAUUAUGCAGUUUACACAUACAUUAUCCUCCGUUGCUUUGUAAAUCGCAUAUAAAAACAACAUCUUGGUUUCAAGAAUCGACAGUAGAAGUUGGUGCUUCCGAUUUUGUCUAUAUUCCAGAUGAUUUUAAUUUUCACGUGUGGUUUGGAAAACGAUCAUAG
This is a messenger RNA of Rotaria sp. Silwood2, 1668 nucleotides long. NCBI's taxonomy places the organism in Eukaryota, Metazoa, Rotifera, Eurotatoria, Philodinida, Philodinidae. The record is from the annotation of a GenBank genome assembly.